Molecule: messenger RNA, 8001 nt
Organism: Drosophila grimshawi
Lineage: Eukaryota; Metazoa; Arthropoda; Insecta; Diptera; Drosophilidae
Exons: 12
Coding region: 13-7935 (2640 amino acids)
Cellular component (GO): nucleus
Source: RefSeq, a predicted model, not a curated record
UGCGUGUGAAUAAUGAAGAAGAAGCAGAAGCAGAAACAGCAGCAGAGGCAAAGAGAGGCGCCACGAGCAGCAUCGCCGGCAGCGUCGGCAGCGACAGCGACGGUAGCAGAGGCCGAGAGAGGUGUUGUCAGCAGCAGCAGCGGUUGCAGCAGCAGCAAUUCGCGACGCAGCAGCGCAGCAACAACAACAACACCGGCAACAAAUAAUAACCAUAACAUCCGCAAGCUGAGCGCCGAAAACAUGUCGAAAACAACAACAACAGCCGCAGCAACAUCAACAGCAACAACGACAUCAGCAACAGCAACAGCAGCAGCAGCAGCAGCGAACAGCAUCAAUGCAACCGAUUUCAGCGCUUUCGAUUUUAAUGAUAGCUCUGAUAAUUCCGAUACGCCUUUGGUGCCACGAGCCCCAUUUCUCAGUCGCGCCGCGGCAGCUGCAGCGGCGGCAGCGGCAGCUGCCUUGAGCGCCAGCAGUGGUAGCAACAGCAGUGGCAGCGACAACGCGCCCGACGAUGAUCACCACCCACAAAGCAACAACAUUACAAAUAGCAGCAACAGCAACAACAACAACAAUAACCUAAGCAAUGUCGGCCUGCUGAGUAGCAACAAUGUGCGCUGCAACAACAACAACAACAACAAUAAUAGCAACAAUAACAACAGCAGCAGUAGCAGAAGCAGUCGUAGCAGCUCGCCAAGCAGCGACGACAGCAGCAGUGGUCCAACAGCGGCACAGGCAGCAGCAGCCGCAGCGGCGGCAGCAGCAACAACAGCUGUCGUCGCUGCGGCAGUCAACGCAUUGCACAAUGGCAAGCAACAACAGCAACAACAACAGCAGCAGAGCAACAACAACAAUAACAACAGCAACGGCAGCAGCAGCAACAAGCGUGAAAUGGACGAGGAAGAUGAGGAGGAGCCGCUGGAUGAGGACGACGAUGACUACGAUGAUGAUGAAGAUGAUGACAAUGAUGAUAAUGUCAUGGAUCAGCACAUUAACAGCAGCAGCAGCAUCAACAACAGCAACAACAACAACAAUAACAAUAACAACCUGAUUGCAGCGCCUAUUGCCGCAUUGCCCACAGAUCUGCGGCACGAGCUUGCAACACAUCACGAUCAUGGCCAGGCGCAGGUGGACUAUGACGAUCAGGACGAGGAUGACGAUGAGGAGGACGACGAUGAUGAUGAGGAUGAUGAUGCCGAUGCGGAUGCUGAUGCGGAUGCGGCCAGCAGUCAUCUCGACAGUCGCACAGCUUUGACACCAGCACAAUUGAGCAGCGCUGCAGCCGCUGAGAGCAGCGGCUUGCAUAUUAGCGCUGUGGCCGCUGCUGCGGCAGCUGCUGCGGCGGCGGCAGCGGCAGCUGCUGCUAAAUUGAGUGCAGCAAAUGUUGCUGCCUCACAGCUCACAGAGCAUCACAGUCAGAAUGCAACAGCGUCGGUGCUGGAUAUGGUCAGCAAUGCUGCUGCUGCUGCCGGUGGCAAUAUUGUCGGACUUGGUGGCAGCAACAGCAUUGCUGCGCCAAGCAGCCUCAUUGGGGGCAACAGCAACACCAGCUUCUCCACGAACAACAACAGCAACAUGGGCAGCACUGUCAACUGUGGCAACAGCGACCAGCAGCUGGUAACGCGACACAGCAGCAAUUCACACUCGCAGCAGCAGCAGCAGCAGUUGCAGCUUCAGCAGCAACAUCAGCAGCAACAGCAGCAGCAGCAACAGUCGAGCAGCGCUGGAAGCGGCAGCGGCAGUGGCAGCGCUGCCAGCGAACGCCGAAAGUAUCGCCACCAGAACUACAGCAAGAACAUCUAUAUCGGCACCAAGAACGCCGAGAAAUGGGAGCACAUGCGCACUCGGCUGCAGUUCAAGAACGAUGUCGAGUUCGUGGCCUAUCUGCUGAAUCUGGCCGAUAACGAUACGGAUCGCCUCAACAACCUGCCACCACCGUCGCCGGCACACACGCCCACCAAGGGAUUCGAUGGCAACUUCAAGCUGGAGCCGAAUCUGAGUGUCAAGGAUUUUGCACCAACGUCGGAGAGCAUCAACGGCAAUGGCAAUGGCAGCUUGGAGUCCAGCGGCAUGACUGGUGCCCUGGCCACGCCCACACCAACCCAACGCAAACGCUACAAAAAGCGGGUGCAGUUCACCACAGAUUCGCUCAAUGGCUAUGCGGGCGCCAAGGGCAGCAAGGGCUCUGCAACAACCGCAGCUGGAGUGGCAACGGGAGUUGGCGCCGGUGUCACAGCCGGUGGUUAUCAUAGCAGCAGUAGUUUCCCAACGACAGCCAAGUCGAAAAAACAGGAUGCCAAAGCGGCUGCGGCGGCAUUCAAAGCAAACGCUGCCGCAGCGGCGGCGGCGGCGGCAGCAGCAGCGGCAGCGGCAUCUGCAUCAACAGCAUUGCCCGAGGUGCUCGACUGUCGCAUUGCGGAGAAGAUCAAGAGUGAACUGGAGGCCAGCAGCAAGGAAUCGUUGCCAAGUGCACUCUGCCUCAAGAAGGCAGCAGCAGCAGCGGCGGCGGCAGCAGCCGCAGCAGCAGCGACGCAGGCGCCCCACAGCGAUGAGGAUGACGAUGACGAGGAGGAACACCAUCGUCAUCAUCCAACGACAACAGCAACUGGCCUGGGUGCGGAUGCAGUGGAUGGCAGCGCCGUUGCGAGCAAUGGUCCCGGUCUGGGUCAUUUCCAUGUGCGCUCCUUGAAGGGCAACAAGAAGUCUCAAUCAGCCAAAGCAGCCGCCGCAGCAGCCGCAGCAGCGGUUGCAGCAGCAGCUGCUGCGGCGGCAGCAGCAAUGAUGCCACCGAACAGCUAUGAUGAGCCCGAGGAUGAUUUGGCUGCUGGGCCGGGCAUUGACGAUGACGAUGAGGACGAUGAGGAGUUAGACGAGGAGGCGCUGGCUCGUGAAAUGAAAAUGGAGCAGAACUUUGUCGAGGAGGAGGAUGAGCAUGAUAUCGCGUUUCGAUCGCAGCAAUCGUGCCGCGAGUGCUCCAUCUCGCAUGACCACAAGCUGUGCCCGCUGCGCAAUGCCUGCGGCAAUGUGACAGAUGCCGUGGAUCUGGCCGAAUGGAUCGAGCGACGUAAUCUGGAGGCGCUGGCCAAGCUGAAGGCAGACGCACAGCGUCAGGCGAAGCAUGGCCGGCCACGGCACGAUGACGAUGAGGAUGAUAUGGAGGACAUGGACAUGGACAUGGAUGAGUCAUCGCAGCUAUCGGAGCUGGAGACAAAGCCGCUGAUUACAUUUGCGGAAGCUUCGGUGCCCGCCGAAUUCGAGCUGCACAACGUGGAGCCCAAUGUGACCGGCGUCUUUGCCCGCACCGAAGUACGGGCCUACACCAAACUGGGUCCCCUCAUCGGGCAGCCGGUGCAGACGGGCGAGGUGCGCGAGGGCAGCGACAUGAAAUGGAUAUUUGAGAUUUGUGAGGCUGGCGCCGAUAAAUCCUAUCUGCUGUGCUGCGAUAAUCCCAAUGCCUCCAAUUGGCUGCGCUUCAUCCGGCCCGCCCCGAGCUACGAGGAUCGCAAUGUCAAUCUCGUCUCCAUCGAUCGACAGGCAUAUUUUGUUAGCUGUCGCGAUCUGCGCAACGGUAUGGAGCUGCUCUAUUGGAGCGACGAUUGCAACACCAUGUGGCGCAAGAAGCACACCGAGAAGAUAAAUUGCGGCGGCUGCAAUCUCAAGUUCGAGCAUCCGCUUUACUAUCGGACGCACUGCUCCGUUUUUCAUGAUCCAUCGAUGAGUCUCACCAUACGAAAGUAUCACUGCAAGGUGUGCGGCGAAGCGGUGCUGGGCAAGGACAAUAUCAUGAAGCAUGCGGCCGAGAAGCAUGACGGCAAGGGCGCCUACCAGUGCCAAUACUGCAACAAGUUCUUCCUGCGACUCAACUAUCUGGAGAUGCAUCGCACCUAUGGCUGUGCAUCGAAUCCGAAUCGAUCGCGGCCCGUUUGCGAUUUCUGUGGUCGCAAGUUCUGUCAGCCGCAGAAGCUGAAGGCGCACAUUAAGCACGUGCACAGCGAUAUGGCUGAAGUUUUACGAGAUUUUCAGUGUAAAUUAUGUUCAAAACUUCUAGGAUCGCGUGCGGCAUUGCAGCGCCACUCGAAGGAGGUGCACAGCCGCAACUCAACAGUGGUGAGUUGUCCGCGAUGCCAGAAACUCUUCCAGAAUCGCAGCAACCUGAAGAUUCACAUGCUCACGCAUUCAGGAGUCAGGCCCUUUAAGUGUGCGGAACCAGAGUGCAAUGCUGCCUUCACCACAAAGCAGUGCCUGCAAUUCCAUUAUAAGAAGGUGCACAACUAUACCCAGGAGCAGAUGCCAAAGAUUGAGCGCAGCGUUGCCUACACAUUCGAUGCCUAUUCGGGUGGCAUGAAGGUCGACUUUUUGGAGCAAGCACCGCGACGUCGGCGCAAGAGUCUCGAGGAUCAGAACCAGAACUCCAUGCUCAGCAGCUCGAUGCAGAGCGACACCGAGUACAGUGACGACAACAUCUUCGAGGCCAUCAAGAAGAGCGGCAAAUCCAUUAAAGAUCUGUGUCGCAACGAACCAAAUCUAUCACUGCUCAGCUCCAAGAUCUCCAGCAUCUUUGGUGAGAAGGGUCCGCCCGUACCAGUUCCGGUCAAUGCCGUUGGCUCCUCCAUCUCUGGGCGUAAGCGCAAACGUAAGAAGGAGUCAACAACAUCGCAUGCCAGUCAACAUCAACAGCAGCAGCAGCAGCAACAACUGCAGCAACAGCAGCAGCAGCAGCAACACGCCCAGCAAUGCCACCAACAGCAACAGCAGCAACAGCAACAACAGCAACAGCAGCAACAACAGCAGCAGCAGCAACAACAACAGCUCCAUGGCGGACAUUUGGAUCAAUCGCCUUCUCAUCUGUCCCAUGCACAUCAGCAGCAUCAACAGCAGCAGCAGCAGCAGCAACAGCAGCAACAGCCUCAAUAUCAUGCUCACAGCCAUACCCAUGCGCAUGCACACGCCCAUCAACAACAGCAGCAGCAGCAACAGCAACAACAACAACAACAGCAUCAGCAGCAGCUGCAUGAUGCAGACGAGGAGGAGGAGAGUGUACGACUGGAGCAGGUGCGCCGCAAGCAGAAUGCGCAGCUUAGCCUCGUCGAAUCUUUCUUGACCACAACGGCACAACGUCUGAGCGCCCAGCAACAAGUGCAACAAGUGGUUGCCGCUGCAGCCGCCGUCUCCGCAAUGGCCGGUGGGGAAGAUCCCGCCAAGCUUGGCCAUAUGAUGGGUCACAUGGGUGGCGUAGGUGUUGGCCUGGACGAUGACGAUGAUGACGAUGAGGAUGACGAUGAGGCCACAGCGCACCAUCAUCACCAACAACAGCAUCAGCAGCACCAUUCACAUCAAACGCAUCCGCACCACGCCCACACGCAUCCACAUCAGCAUGGCCAACAAGCGGGUCCACAGACGCACAGCGAUGCCAGUUAUCGCCAUUCGAGCGGCAUGAAUGCAGCCCUCGGUCAAAAUCUGGUCGUCAGCAAAGGUAGCAAAAAGUGGAUCGGGGCCGAUGAUCGUCAUUUGAGUGACGGUGGCGAUGUGGGCAAUGAUGCCGCUGUCGGUGGUCCAGGAGGUGGUGGUGGCGGCUCGGGUUGUGGCCAGCUAUCGAGUGGUGGCAGUGCUGGCCAGGAUCUGGGCUUCGCCGUGCCCCCGAGCGCUGUGGAUGAGCACAGUAAGCUACUUGGCCAGAAUCGGGAUUUCCUUGCGCGUCUCAUGAGCAGCGCCACUGCCAGUCAUGCCAGCCAUCAACACCAACAUCAGCACAGUGCCCACAGUCGCGAAGAGGAUGAGAACAGCUCCUUCCUGGAUGUCGUCGAGUCGAAUAAUAAUGCAGCAGCUGCUGCUGCUGCAGCUGCCGCGGCCAUGUCACAAUAUCAUCACAGUGCUUCAACGAACGGUGGAGCAGCUGGUGGUGCGGCCUCCACUGGUGCGAGUGGUGGUGCUGGCGGUCACACGCCCACCAGCUCAGUGCCCGCCGCCGUCGAACCGCCGCAAAUGCAAAUGAACUCAUUAAGCCACUCGCAAUCGUUCAUGAGCUCGUUCUACAACAAUGCCAAUGCAAGACUGAGCGGCGCCGGCGCUGGCGUUGGCGCCAACUCCUCCUCGGCCAGCAUGCUGGUGGAGGCUGCCCUCAACUCCGUUGGCAAUAUGAUUGACAGCGAGAGCAAUGAUCUAAAGGUACCCACCGACAACCACAUAAAUAGCGAUAGUCCGAUGAGUGCGCAUGUGGAUGCGGAGGCGCAACGCUUUGGCAGCGGCGGUGGGGGCAGUGGGGCGAAUGGCGCCGGCAUUGGGGGCAUGGACAACCUGGAGAACGAGCUGAAGAUGAUGAAGAAUUUGGGCAGCUUUCCCAUGCAGAUACCGCCGUUGCCUAUGUUCCAGGGCGCUUGUCACAUAUCGCCCAGUGCGUCGACGCCCACCAAUCCGCAGAGCAACCAGAACCAGAACGAUGUCGAUGUGGACGCCGGCAGCACACCGCGUCCCCAGCAUCCGGACUCCGAUGGCUUCUCCUCGUCGCAUCAUCGUACGCCGCCGUCGCCGCCGCCCAUAUCACCGGGUCGUGACUAUGGCGGCAUGUUUGGCGCCGGCAACGGCACUGGCGGCCCCGGCUCGAACAGCACACCGGCUGGCAGCUCGAGCGGGGGCGGCGGUGCCCAGUCGGGCGGUAACAAUCUAUCUGCAUCGUCACCACUGCCGGCACUGCAGCCGCAGCGACGGAACGCGUCCAGCGUGAGCAGCACAUAUCCCGAGCAUGAGCUCAUCUCGCCCGCUUCCUCGCCGAGUAUACCGCGCUACAAUUUCAACGGCGACAUGAUGCGUCACAAGCGGGCCGUCCAGGACCAGGAGCAACAGGAGCGACGCCACAAUAUCUCGCGGCACAAUCAAAUGUCCAGCGACGAGGAGAACAGCAUCAUGCCACAAAACAGCGCUGGUCAGGAUAUGCGCAUGAAGUUCCCACAAUCGCAGAUCGAUCUCAUGUAUUCCAAGUACGAGAGCAUGGCCAGCAAUCUGAAGUACAACAGUCAAGACCUGGACUCGCCGGCCGAGUAUCGUCAGAGUAGCAACAGCAAUGCGGCAAGUGCGGCAGCUGCUGCUGCAGCGGCGGCCAGUGCUGCCAACGAUAUGUCCGAUCUGCAGGGAUUGGACAUGAGCUCACGCUCGAAUGCGUCCAGCAACUAUCAUCAUAACUUCCAGCUGCCGAGUAGCCGUUACCAUCAUCACAUCUAUGACAUACUCUCGGAUCGGGAGCAGAGCCAGCAGGCACAGGCGCAACAGCAGACGCCCGCUUCGGUGGUGCACCAGCAGGAGCAUGGCAGCCAUGGCGGGCACAGCAGUCAGCUGCAGGCCAUGCAGCAACAUCAGUCGGCUGCCAUGCACAACAUGCUGACGGAGCAGUUGGGCGAGCAGGAGCACGACCAGACCACAUCGGUGGACCUGAGCCGCACCGCCAACUAUGUGGUGUCAUCGCCGCCACAGCUGCCAUACAAUCAUCCACAUCACGAUAUGCUGCGGAUGGCAUCGCUCGAUCUAACACCAAACACGGCCAAUAUGGCGGUGGGCAACAAUCGAUCGUUUUUGUCGUCGCAGAUGCAACACCAGAGCCGCGAGAGCCUCGAGCAUCAUCGACUGCUGUCGACGGUGGAACAGCAUCGCAUACUGGCAGCCUCGAAUGCGGCAGCGGAUCAGCAUCGUUUGCUCGUCGAUCCCACCGCCCAUUUGCUGAUGGAGCAAAAUAAUCGACUGCUGGGCACCGCGGAUCAGUCUCGUCUCCUGGGUGAAUCGGCGGCUGCAGCUGCCCAGAAUCGUCACAUGGCCAGAAGCUUUGGUGCCUACCAUCAGGUGGCAUCGAGCAAUUAUCAUCCGGGCGUGCGACCGCCGCCGGUGCUGCCAUCGGCCAAUCAUCAUGCUUCCAAUCCUUCGAAUUAUCAUCCAUUUCCCGCCUACUAUUAGGUGGCGCUAUCUGGCGGCCAGCACUGUUGACUCUCAUAGAUACCAAUCUCUGUCCCCAGUUAUCUA